UUUAGUGGCGGAAUCUAUACCACUACUCAGCAGUGUUCCUGCUGCCAUGACAACAUAAAAAAAAAUCUGUUACAUCAGUGCUGGAAAGAGGAGAUGCUGUAUUCGGAUUCAGAGCGCACAUUUUAUAGACUUGGACAAGAAGAGGAAAAGGCUAGACUACUGUUGUUCGAGUUAUAACCCUGGAAAUUGUAGCCACUGUUAGGAAGCAAAGAUUGCACUGUUUGCGUAAUGUGCAGUCCCGCGGGAGGAGCCUAGCUUUCAGGGGAUAGCUUUAUUUUAUUGAUUUACUCAUUUAACCGAGAAAAUUAAUCCCUGGAAAAGUGCUCUAUUUUGAGAUAAUCUGGCUUUUGGCGCACUUCUUUUCCCCCUUAUUCUCGCCCGCUCUACUUUUGCGGUUGAAGUUUUCAUGCUUCUGUCUGAAUGACUUCAUGCUGCAGUUGAUUCGCUACAAGCUGCACGCGGCUCUUUCUUCAAGUUUAUUUCCGAGAGCAAAUUUGUAUAAUUGCGGAGACAUUCCUCUGUCGCCACAUCGGUUCUCGAAUGACAGAUUUCUUCGUGUAUAUGCAGUGACCCACUGAUUACUGUCUACGCAAUUACGAAACAUUUCCGUUGCGCAUUUUUUAUGCAGAUGCUUCAUUACCUGGAGUGAAGAUCUGGAUUAAUAGAUGUACUGUAUUAACUAGGCUACGUGCUGUCCUUUGAGGUUGUUGAACAUACCUCAGUAAAAAUAAAGGAAUUGCGGUGAAACAUUGCUACCGAAAGGAUUUUUUGACCGAAGAUGGGUGUUUGUGGAUACUUUGUCGUGUCUUGGAAGUGCCUUGUAGUUUUGUCGCUCAGACUCCUGUUUCUUGUACCUGCAGGAUUGCCAGUCCGCAGCCAAGGGGAUUCCCAAUCCGAUAACAAAGUGAUGGAGAAUAUUACCGUCAGACAAGGAGAGUCUCUGCUACUCAGGUGUUCACAGGGAAUUGCAGUGACACGCACGGCCUGGCUGAAUCGGUCGAGUAUACUGUACGCGGGAGAAGACAAGUGGUCAGUGGAUCCACGGGUGAGCCUGGUGGUCCUAAACGAGGAAGAGUUCACCAUAAAAAUCGUGAACGUGGACAUGUCCGAUGAAGGACCAUACACCUGUGCGGUCCAGACACGCAGCCGGCCACGGACAACAUCGGUCCACGUCAUCGUCCAGGUACCUCCAAAAAUCAUGAAUUUAUCAAAGGACUUAGCAGUGAACGAAGGUUCCAAUGUAACCUUGAUGUGCAUUGCAAACGGGAAGCCAGAACCCUCAGUCACAUGGAAACUUCUCUCUUCAACCGGUCUUGUUUCGGAAGACGAGUACUUGGAGAUCCCAUCCAUCUCCAGGCAGCGGGCCGGGACGUAUGAGUGCACCGCGGUCAACGAGGUGUCCGCAGAUGUGCAGACGGUCGUAUUAACCGUCAACUACCCCCCAUCUGUGACAGAGGGCAGAGACAUCGGAGUCUCUCUCAGCCAGCGCGGGGUCCUUCAGUGUGAGGCCGAUGCUGUGCCCGAGGCUGAUUUCGAGUGGUACCGAGAUGACAGAAGGCUCUUCAGCGACUUGGACGGCAUUGAUAUCAAAGAAGAUGGCAAGGUGUCGAUGCUGACAUUCUUCAACGUGUCCGAAGUGGACUAUGGCAACUACACCUGCGUCGCUAUCAACAAACUGGGCAGCGCGAACACCAGCAUGGUUCUGUACGAAGUUAAUGAGCCCACUAGCUCGACACUAUUGCAAGGUCAGUACUCCUUUUCACCGACGACUGACAAAACAGUCUUUUCUGAAGAAAUGACAUCUCCUUUAGAAAUGACAGCAUCUGUUUUAGAAAAGACAACUUCAAAAGACUAUGCAAUCUGGGGAGGCCCCGGAGCAGUGCAAGAUGGGAACAGUGGCACCAUGGGAACGCAAGCCUCGACCUGUCUACUUAUUAUCAUCGGUCUUCAGCUGCUGCUGAAGUUUUGAUGCAACAAAUAUUUUUCUGGUGGGGCAGGGGUGGGGUCAGGGGGUGGGCUGUUGGGGUUUGGGGGCAGUUUAAUUAAUUUUUUGCAUCUUCUUUUCUCUCUCACUUGUGGAACCACAGACUUUUGCACCACAUGUGCAUGGGUUAUCCUUGUCUCUGAUUUCCCAAACUGUAGGGAUGAUGUAACAUAUUAACAUAAUUUUACAGUUUUGGAGCAAAUACGAUACUGCCCAUUUGUUGGCUGAAUAUGCCCCCAAUUCCUGGUCUCACAGUUUUGCUUUCUUUAAUUUCCUAAGCUAUUAUUAUAUUUUAUAUUUCAUUUGAGGUGUAAUAACAAUGUAAUAAUGAUAAUACUUUUUCUGGUAUUUUAAGAAACCAGAAUAAUAGAGAGAAGAGACUUCUGACUUCUGAAUCUGUCUCUCUCCUCAACAUUGUAAAUGAUGAUAUUUUUAAGUGGUUUGUGCUAUGCUAUAUUUUUAGUAAUAUUGAUUAAAUAUUUUCAGAGGUAACAAUAUUGAAGUUGUAAUUAUACAGAAACUGUUACUGCUAAUUGACUGAAGUUUUACUAGAAAAUGAAAAAGGCUUAGGGCCUGGUACUGUUCUUGUCUGUAAAUGGCACAAUAACCAUGAACAUGGUAACAUGGUAAAACAAGCUAAAAACCAUAUCCAAUAAAAAAUAAAUAAUCUGAUUAAACAAGCAAAGAUAAGAUUUAUAAAUUGGUAAUACAGUAUAUAUGGGAGUAUUUACCAUUUUGCAAGCAAAGUACAUCUUAACAUUAUGUAAUGUAAUUUAUUGCAAGAUUAUUAAUGUCAUACAUUUUGUGUUAUGUUACAAUGACAUUAUGAUGAAUUAUGAGUGUAAAUGGUCCCCUUUUUUGAGUCGAUCUUACAAGUGUCACUGUAUAAUGGAAACUGUGUUCGUUUGUUCAGGCUUAAGAGGUCAGUUAUCCUCACUGAUAAUGGUGCCUCAUUCCUUUUAAAUGCUAGUAUUCACCACUUCUUCAAACGACCUGAAAUUUGAUCAUUUUACUGUUUUAGAUUUAUAUGUUGUUGCCAUUGCAGUAUAAUUAAUCAAUUUUCUAAUUUGUCGCAAACUGGACAUACUUUGACUGGGAAUGCAUAAAGGAACAAAUAUAGUGAGUGGAAACGUUUGUACAUGUUACUAUCCAGUAUUGUGUAUUGACCUAUUAUCAGAGCGUGGAUUAUAUUUCUAUCAGGAUUAAAAUCAGAUAUGAUUGUCAAAGUCAUAAUGUUCAAAAAUGUCUUGAUACACAUCCCUCAAAUCAAAUCGCAGGCUAUUUGUGUUAAUUGGAUUCAUGAUAUGUAUGCUUGUUUUGUUUAAGCUGACUUAGUACUGUAGCUAUGUCAUAAAUAUCCCUGACAAGCAAAACAACUAUUAUUCAUGUUUCAUUCCUAAUCUUUUCAUUUUUAAUACUAAAAAUACCAAUUCUGAUUUCAGUAACAUUAAGUAUUAUAAUGAUGAUUAUUAUGAUGAUGAUGAAGAUGAUGAUGAUGAUGAUGAUUAUUAUUAUUAUUAUUAAUAAGGUGAUGAUGAUGGUGAAUUUGAAAUGCCUUUUUCACUGAAAGUUAACUGAAUACUCUGUAUGUUUUCUGUAGAAUUGCAAUUCCUCUCCUCGUGGGACAGCCAAGCGUUUUGGGCUGUGCGUUAUUUGUUGUCUUUUAUUUACUAUUUAAAUACUUGCUGGCCAAAAAAAUGUCAGCAUCCAGCGCAAUUCUUUUCUCAGUCAUUCACCACAUACCAUUUACUAAUAAAAAGGACAAUUGUGUCGGACUUACACAGAAGCACCAUCCCGUGUACACAUCAGAUUUUCCAGGGGAGUGACUUUCACAGCGGUGUGGGAAAAUGGAUCAUUGACGUACUUCCUGACGUACAAAUGUUUUGUAGUGGACUUUGACCGGCCACAUGACUGGUCACAUGAUUGGACAGGUUAACAGCAAUGCUUAGGGUAGAUUCAAUAAAAGUUUCCAAACCGCCAAGUUUUUUGGUUACAGAUCAAACAUUCGAGAGACAGACACAGACACAAAGUGACACAAAACAAUUUGAGCAAGGUUUUAAGUUUCUUUUUCUUGUCUUUAAUUUCUGUUUCAAUAACUGUGGAGACAAUAGAGCUUGUAUUGUACCUACCCUAUAUUACUGUAAGUGGUGUGUCUGUGACAGUGUAUUAAAUGCAUCAGAGUGCUCUAUAUUUCUUCAUCUAGGAUCAAACAAGAAAUAAACUUGAAAUUGGUGAUCUGCCAAUGCACUAUAGUACCAGCCAUUGAAAGAUAAUGUCCACCUGUUGCUGUGAUCACUUCACAGACUUGAUUUAUUGCAGUCAACUGUACAAGAAUAAAUAUAUGCAUACUGGUCCCUGGCCGCAGACAGCAAAACAGAACUUCCACUUUCAGGGUACAUGGAGAUGUGUGUUUGCUGUUCUCUCCAGGAUAGUUAAUUCCAGAAUGAAGGAAAAUGGCAUUCCAUUUGACUCCCUGUAAUGUAAAGGAAUCUUGGCUCAUAUGUAUUUUCUUUAUGAGAUUGUGUGUUCAUAUUUAAAACAGAUGGUAAUAAAAAAAUGUUGUAUCUA
Messenger RNA from Anguilla rostrata (American eel), 4552 nucleotides. It is a transcript of the gene ntm, whose product is annotated as neurotrimin. Bases 779 to 1969 code for a protein of 396 amino acids. NCBI's taxonomy places the organism in Eukaryota, Metazoa, Chordata, Actinopteri, Anguilliformes, Anguillidae. The transcript is spliced from 10 exons. The record is from RefSeq and is a predicted model, not a curated record.